GUUGUUGUGCUGUAUCAGGCCUAUUAGGCGUUUGUUAGAUCAAUCACGAGCCUCGAGGCCUGUAUCAGAGUAACCCUGUAUACGGCGCAUCGUGUUAAUAUUACCCUCUAUGAUCCUCCGAGUCGGCAAAAGGACACAAGGAGUUCGCCUUGAGGCACCACCUCUUCCAGUUAUACGUAACCUUCCCAGACCAUCCUAUAAAGCCAUCAUGGUGCUUGGGCCUCAUGCUAGUAAAGAAGUCCCUCAACCCGAGAUUCACGUCCUUGAAGCAAAAUGGGUUUCUUCUCCAGCGUGUCUAACUUUUUCUUCGAUACUGGGAUCAUGUCUUGGGAUGUGCUCCUUACACUCUCCAAUCUCGUGAGGAGGAAGCGCCGCAUCGGGCACGUCACGCCCGAGGGCCACCCAGGUUAUGGAGGGUACUGGCCCGAGUUCAAGCCUGCUCAGGAAGGUGACUCUCGUUGCUCAUGCCCAGCACUCAAUGCGAUGGCCAACCACGGCAUCCUCCCACGCAGCGGCCGCGACAUCUCAUUUGUCGAACUUAACCACCAGAUCCGGACAACUUACAACUUCGGUCCUUCCUUCUGCUCUUAUGUGCCUCAUUUCGCAGCUCGCAUGCUCAAGAAAAGCUACAGUAAUGAUACCUUUGACUUGGAAGAACUCGACCUGCACAACGGUAUCGAACAUGACGCAUCUCUUUUCCGUCUUGACACUGCCCUUGAACCAAACCAAUCGACGAGACACAUACCUUUCAUCGAGGAGUUACUUGCCGCACAUACCGGCAAGGACCAGUAUGGCAACGAGGUACUUACCACCAAAGAUCUCUCGAGCAUUCUCGGCAAGCGUCGCGCAGUAGCGCGUGCAACAAACACCGAGUUCUCGCUCAGCUUCUUCCACAAGGUCUUCGGUAGCGCCAAUUCGUCAACACUGCUCACAAUAUUUGGAGGCCGUGUAGAGGACCUGCGCAGCAUUGUUCUUCACGAGCGUAUUCCAGAAGGCUGGGAGUCGCGCGUUCGCGAACCCUAUGGACUGACUUUAACACACUUCAACAAGACCGUGCUGGCAGUUGAAUUCGGUGUGCGCGAGAAGGAUUGGGCGAAAGUAGCAGAGGAAGCAGCAGCACGUCAACGCACUGCUUCGGUUUAGGAUCUCCUAAAAGACGUUGGAUCGUGUCAUCAUUAUUCCCCACAUUUCUCCACUGACGACAUUACGUUGCGUUUAUGACUUGCUGCUAGCACAUGCUCCUGUAUAUUGGAUAAUGUAUGUUGACACCCUGGAUACUUCAAAUACCGAAUGCUGACGAUCGUUGCUAUGUGAUCCGCUC
Suillus discolor is the source of this 1321-nucleotide messenger RNA. RefSeq names its product Chloroperoxidase. NCBI's taxonomy places the organism in Eukaryota, Fungi, Basidiomycota, Agaricomycetes, Boletales, Suillaceae. The transcript has 4 exons. Bases 274 to 1143 code for a protein of 289 amino acids. Gene Ontology annotation, molecular function: peroxidase activity. The record is from RefSeq and is a predicted model, not a curated record.